AUGGGGCCGGCACCUGUGGACGGGGAAGUACGAAGCUCGUUCUUCACUGCGUUGUACGCGCCCUACGCCGAUACGCCACAGCCCCGUCCUCCUCGACUUCCGAGAGCGUUCCAGUCGAGAUGCAAUGCCCGUGUCGACUGGACUGUCAGGCCGGCCCUUGACACGUCCAGCAGCGACGAAGAAGACGACGAAAUAAAUGCACCUAAGAUCCCGGGCGGUCUUCUCGAGCAACCCGCCUAUAUCCCCGUGAACAAGUGGCUUUGGACACAGAACAAGCCUCUGUCAGACGCUGUAACAUUGCGUAACAUUUCUGUUGACGCCACAUGCGCCACCAGCAUUAUGAGGGCCAAGAUCGACGGUACCGAAGUAACUUAUCUGUGCAAGAGCUGGUCUCGUGCUUCGCGCGAUCAGUGGCGAGGAUUUUACUCUGAGCUCAAACUCUACUCCUCGCCAUAUUACAUGCGAGCGCUGCAGGGCUUCAUCGUGCCCAACAUCAUCAACCUCUACGAGAGCGCUCACUCCAUCUCCCUCCUCAUGGAGCUCCCACACACCUCCUUCUGGAUGGAAGCCUCCGCCGACAUGCCCGCCGUGCUCAAGAAGGUCGUCUACCAGACCUACAUCAUCCUGCACCAGCGGGGCAUCCUCCACGGCGAGGCCGAGCUGCGCAACAUGCUCAUCGGCGGCGACGGGCACGUCACGCUCGUCAACUUCCACGCCGCCCGCGCGCGCUUCCCCAUCCCCGAGCUCGGGCUCGAGCAGGCGGACCGGCGCGAGUUCGCGCUGGAGCUGCGGCAGGUCGCGUACAAACUCGACUACGACGGCGCACGCGCGCGCGAGAACGCGAAGAUGGCGCGCUUCGUCGCGCUCGAGAAGCGCAACAAGCGGCUGCGCGAGCGAGGGCGGCCUGCGGAGAGCCCGAUGCUCGAGGAGCGCGAGGAGCCGUUCAUCCCGGUCGACCUGUGGAAAAAACGGUUCACGAACGCGCCCGAUGUGGCGCACCGGAGGCAUGUCGUCCCUGGACAGGCGCCGGACGAGCUGCAGCGUUGUAUUGAUUCGUUCGAGGUUGCGAUAGAGCAUAUGGAGCAGCGUGAGACGAUAGAGAUGUUGUCUCCGCUCAUCGACCGCUUGCCUCCGCCGACUCCGUCAUCUGACGCACCAGAAUCGGAGUCGGAGUCGGAAGCCCCACCGUCGAGGUCUCGCAAACGAAAGGCGCGUCAGGCGGUAGAGGAUGGCGAGUCUCCGCACAAACGGGCCCGAGGCAAUGAAAGCACGGACGAGCCAGCAUCGCCUCCACCGUCAUAUGAACGUUCAUCUACCACAUAUGACACUGGCACCUCAGAUACUCUUCUGCGGGCACAGCCGACCCAGAGGUAUCCGCAGAAGCCGGACUUCGUACGCGACUUCGCGGACAAGCCAUACAACGGUCCUCGCGGGUACUACGUCCCCUCCCCGCCAAUGGAGUCCCUCGCGAGCACUAUGCGGAACAUACACAUCCGCAACACGAACGCCAUCCAGGCAGCCCUGCAAGGGCUGCAUUAUUACCGGUUCGACAAGCCAACAGUGCGCGCACCGUCCUUCAAGCGGAACCUGCCGGCGGGCUGCCACAUCUCGCUCGGCGCGCUGAAGCGGCAGCGCGCUGCGGCGGAGCAUCCCGACACCACGGAGGGGAUGCGGGCGGCGAAGAGGGUGCGGUUCGAACAGGACCGCGUCGCGUCGUUGAUGGAGCGCCGGAAGGUGAAGUUUAGGGAAGAGGUCUCCUUCCUGGAGCCGCCACCAGUUGUGCCGGAUUACGCACGAAUCAUCGUCGACGGGCCGCCUGCGGGAUGGCCCCCGGAACCUGUCCCUGCCGCCGUGGACGAGCCGCCCGCAGCAGAGCUCCCACAACCUGUCCCUGCGGCGGUCGAAAUGCCACGAAGCAUCCUGAAACCGACACCGCCUGUGAAGGGUGUGACCUACGACUUCAGCCUCUGGCCGAUGAGGUCCCACGGCGCCUUCGACGACCCCGAUGAGGACUCUCAGUCUACGCCGUUGGUACUUGGUCCCCCUCCAGACGCGGCGCCUGUGGCUGGCCCAUCUACGCUACCGCCGGCGGGCCCGGACGCGCCCGAGGGGUCUGGGCGAAUACUUCCCUUUACUGGCGUAGCGGGGGAGCGGGUGGGACGCUCGACUGAGCGAUAUGCUGAUGCGUCUAUCGCUGAUGGCGCGGACAGCGCAGCGGGCUCGUUAUCGGGUCCUCCGUCUGUGCCUUCGCUUGCUCUCACGGACGAGGCCUUCGCCGCCUCCGCGCCUGCGCCCUGGACUGUCCCUUUUAUGGAGGGACCGGGGGCGUCGAUGGUUCGCGGCACCGAAGCGUCCGCUGCGACGGGUGAAUGGUAUCGGCCUCGGAGUCGGACCCAGCCGCAGUCGAGAGGCGGGGCGGGGUCGUCCGCUGGUCAUGCGCCAUUACCAGACGACUCCGAGGAGGACGAGAUGGAGAUGGCGGAGGUGGAAGGGAUCCUGUUCAGGUUAUCGGACUCGGAGUCGUAGCUUGCGG
Messenger RNA from Trametes versicolor FP-101664 SS1, 2533 nucleotides. RefSeq lists its product as uncharacterized. The transcript has 5 exons. NCBI's taxonomy places the organism in Eukaryota, Fungi, Basidiomycota, Agaricomycetes, Polyporales, Polyporaceae. The record is from RefSeq and is a predicted model, not a curated record. Bases 1 to 2526 code for a protein of 841 amino acids.